Messenger RNA from Aquila chrysaetos chrysaetos, 2135 nucleotides. It is a transcript of the gene SASS6, whose product is annotated as SAS-6 centriolar assembly protein. Lineage: Eukaryota; Metazoa; Chordata; Aves; Accipitriformes; Accipitridae. The transcript is spliced from 16 exons. Gene Ontology annotation, biological process: centriole replication. The record is from RefSeq and is a predicted model, not a curated record. Gene Ontology annotation, cellular component: centriole; centrosome. The coding region runs from base 596 to 2038 and encodes 480 amino acids.
UUCUUCCUCUCCACGAAGUAGGCACAUCGCGCUGGGACUGGAGUCCCUCGCCCCGGCUCCGCCGCCGCCAUUUCCUUCCCAGGACCCCCUGCGGUCACCGCCUCGCCUCCAUCUUGAGGCUCCUCCUCCGCGGGAGCCGGGCGCCAAACUCGAAGCGCAAGAUGGCGGCGGAGAGUAUGUUCAACCGGCCGGUGUGCGUGCAAGUGAGGUGCCAGGGCUGCGAGGAGAGGAUUUAGCUGUUCGAUUGACUGAUGAUACUGAUCCUUUUUUCCUUUAUAAUCUUGUCAUAUCUGAGGAAGAUUUCCAAAGUUUAAAAUCCCAGCAAGGUCUCUUGGUAGACUUCUCUGCUUUCCCACAAAAAUUUAUAGAUCUGCUUCAGCAAUGCAUUCAGGAACAGAACAAAGAUAUCCCAAGGUUUUUGCUGCAGUUAGUUUCUUCAGCAUCUGUUCUAGAUCACACACCUGUCUUUUUAAAUGUAGUGGAGACCAACCCAUUUAAACAUCUUACCCAUCUCUCUCUAAAAUUCCUACCAGGAAAUGAUGCAGAAAUAAAGAAGUUUUUAGCCAGCUGUUUGAAAUGCCUUAAGGAAGACAAAAUGAUGUUGGAAGAAAAGCUUAGAAAAACCGAAGAGGAUCUUACCAGACAACUGAGCUACACUCAACAGAGCUUGUCAGAGAAGAGCCGAGAACUAGACAAACUGAAAAAUGAAUGGACAUCAUACACUACAGCUCUAACAAACAAACACACGCAGGAGCUGACAAAUGAAAAGGAAAGAGCUCUCCAGGCACAAGCUCAGUACCAACAACAGCACGAACAACAGAAAAAGGAGUUAGAAAAUUUGCAUCAGAAAAGUAUUCAACAGUUACAGAACAGACUCUCAGAACUCGAGGUCAUCAACAAAGAUCUAACAGAAAGGAGAUACAAAGGAGACUCCACAGUCAGAGAACUGAAAGCAAAGCUUUCUGGAAUAGAAGAUGAAUGUCAAAGAGCAAAGCAGGAGGUGCUGUCACUGCGUCGGGAGAACACUACUCUGGAUGCUGAAUGUCAUGAAAAAGAGAAACUCGUUAAUCAGCUACAGACACGGGUUGCUGUUCUGGAACAAGAGAUCAAAGAUAAAGAUCAGCUAGUUAUUAGAACAAAAGAAGUAUUAGAUGCGACACAAGAACAAAAGGCAAUACUGGAAGAGAGUACAGAGAAAAAACAAAGUCAUAUUGAAAAACUAGAGACAACAAUUAAGUCACUGUCAGCUGAACUUCUUAAGGCUAAUGAAAUUAUCAAGAAGUUACAAGGAGAUUUGAAAACUCUAAUGAGUAAAUUAAAAUUGAAAAAUACAGUAACAAUUCAACAGGAAAAACUAUUGGCAGAAAAAGAAGAGAGACUUCAAAAAGAGCAGAGAGAAUUGCAAGACAUGCGACAAUCUCUUCGAAUGAAAGAGCAGGAGGUUUGCAAGCUACAAGAACAGCUAGAAACUACAAUGCAAAAACUAGAAGAAAGUAAGCAGUUACUGAAAACCAAUGAAAAUGUAAUCACAUGGUUAAACAAACAGCUGAAUGAAAUUCAGAUGGCAAAGAAGCUAGAGACUUCUGCCAGUACACAUGGUGUUGUUAGGACUGCCAUUUCACCUCAUGGCAUGCCUGACCGACCGUCCUUUCCCAGCUCAGGAAUCAAUCAUCCCAUUUCUCCUCUGUAUGCCUUCCAGAACUUUCUGGAACCAGCACACAACAAAAAUGUCAAUUCACAAUGUCCAGUACCAAAGAUUCAGUUUAACACACAGCUUUCAAAAAUGAAUCAAUGUUCAGAUGUUCAGAUAGUGACUGCAACUAGUCAUCCAGCAAAUAAGGAGAACCUUUUUAUUUCUAGUGGUGAUAAUUUGGGGCUGGAAUCAAAGUAUUUCAAGAAAAAAGAUGACAGCAUUCCUUUACGAGGGCUUAGUCAAAAUACACUUAACUCAGAGUAUCUGAAACCGUACUUACCAACUAAAGCCCAACCGUCACCAAAAGCUGCAGUAACACCAGCCUCAGCUUAUUUUCCUGGAUAGUAGACAGGGUUCUUAAAGUAAGAGUCCUCUUUUAACUAUUUGGGGAAUUUUUGGAUGUCCUGUAAUAAUGUAUUAGUAAAGUAUCAAUGUGAACUGA